AUGGGUAUCGUACACGCCAACAAUCGAGAGCCUAGGGGCUUGGAUCCAGUGCCAAUUCUUUCACAAGAAGGUCUGAAUCACGUCGAGGCUCGCCCAACCGUAGCUCAUGAUGAGGUCUUUGGCGAUAUCACAGAAGAUGGACCCAACUACCGAGAUGUUGGUUGGCUAGGCACUUCUGCACUUAUGAUGAAGACCCAAAUCGGUCUGGGCAUCCUCUCGAUCCCAUCGGCGUUCCACACUCUAGGUCUUAUCCCCGGACUCAUAUGUCUGCUCGUCAUUGGAGGCAUCACCACUUGGUCAGACUAUAUCAUUGGAACAUUCAAGCUUAAACACCGUGAGGUAUACGGUAUUGAUGAUGCAGGCGGUAUCUUGUUUGGACGUUUUGGACAAGAGUUCCUAGGAAUCAGCUUUGCUUUGUUUACCAUAUUUGCUUCUGCAUCGGGAAUAUUGGGUAUCUCCAUCAGUUUCAAUGCUUUGUCGGUGCAUGGGACAUGCACAGCUACCUUUGUCGCAGUAGCCGCCAUGAUCGUCUUUCUAUGUGCAAGCAUUCGCACCCUGGGCCGCAUAAGUUGGCUGGCAUGGGUGGGAGUGAUCUCUCUCAUGGCAGGUGUCUAUGUCGUCACCAUCGCCGUCAGCAUCCAAGACCGGCCCUCAGCAGCUCCAAAGAUGAACCUCGAAGACGAAUGGAAGUCCGAUUACAAGCUAUAUAACAAACCGAGCUUCACAGAAGCAAUGUCGGCUCUCUCGACAAUGGUCUUUGCCUAUGCUGGCACGCCUCUAUUCUUCCCUAUUGCUGCGGAGAUGCGCGAUCCGCGCCAUUAUACCAAAGCGAUGCUCCUCUGCCAGUCCGUUGCAACUGCGACAUAUAUCAUUGUGGGAGUUAUUAUCUACUACUACUGUGGCUCCUAUGUUGCCUCGCCUGCUCUGGGAUCGGCUGGCAAGACUAUUAAGCAAGUUGCUUACGGCCUUGCUUUGCCAGGUCUGAUCGUUGGUGCAACCAUCAAUGCUCAUGUUACAGGAAAAUACGUGUUCGUUCGAGUCCUUCGAGGCUCGAGGCAUCUCACAGCCAACACCCUCACUCACUGGGCUACAUGGCUAGGCCUGACCUUUGCUGCAGCCUUGUUAGCCUACAUAAUAGCGAGUGCAAUCCCUGUUUUUGGAAGUCUCGUGUCUCUUGUUGGAGCUCUCCUAGGUACACUGCAAACGUUUCAGCCAUAUGGUUGCUUCUGGUUAUACGAUAACUGGAGCGCAGGCAAGCAGGAGAGAUCUCUAAAGUGGAUUCUCAUGGUUAUAUGGAGCAGUUUUAUCAUUCUUUCUGGAAUGUUUCUGAUGAUUGCUGGAACAUAUGGAUCUGUUAUUGGUGUUAUUGACUCUUAUAAGGUGUCAGGAGGAUCAGCUGCCUUUUCGUGUGCUGACAACUCCAACUCCGUCUAGGACCAAUUUCUUUGACGAAGGCAGUCAAGAAUGGCACAGAGUAAACACAGUCCGCGACGUUAUAAGCAAUUAAUACACCACGUUUGUUAUUGUGUA
Molecule: messenger RNA, 1530 nt
Organism: Fusarium odoratissimum NRRL 54006
Lineage: Eukaryota; Fungi; Ascomycota; Sordariomycetes; Hypocreales; Nectriaceae
Exons: 5
Coding region: 1-1434 (477 amino acids)
Biological process (GO): amino acid transmembrane transport
Cellular component (GO): vacuolar membrane
Molecular function (GO): amino acid transmembrane transporter activity
Source: RefSeq, a predicted model, not a curated record